AUGCCCAAUAAAUCUCAAACUUUAGUAUGGGCAGUUGUAUGGGCAUGGGUUGCUACCACAGUUUCUACAGGAUGCCCCAAAAUUUGCGAAUGUAAAUGGCGGGAUGGAAGAGAGAUGGUUGUAUGCCAAAAAGCCAAUUUUAUAGACGUCCCUCGAGGGCUGGAGUCAUCAACUCAAGUGCUUGAUCUUCGACACAACAACUUGAGAAUUCUUCCGCGAGAUUCCUUUGCUUAUAGCGGCCUGUUGAACCUGCAGAAAUUGUGGCUAAAUUUCUGCAAUAUAAUUUAUAAUAAGAUAAGCAAAAUUGAGGAAAGGGCUUUAAGAGUUCUCGGAAACUUAGAGAUCUUGAAUGUGGCAGGUAAUAGAAUUACUUUUUUAAAUUUUACUGAACUAAGACCACUUCAGGUUUUGCGUGUAAUUGGGAUUGAUGACAACCCUUGGUAUUGUGACUGCCGCCUUCAGCAACUCAGCCACUGGAUGCGUGAGCGGAAACUGACAGCGUCGACGCCUCCUUCGUGUUCACACCCAAGUUGGCUCUACGGGGGAGACUGGCAGGCGCUUGAUGACAAACACUUCCUCUGCGGCCCGCAUACAAUGGCUGUCGCCCCAAGAAUCUUAGCAACAGACAGAGAUAAUGUUACACUUAUGUGCAGAGUCGAAUCGGAAGUAAAAGUAAUUAUCACGUGGCUAGUUGACGAAACCCCGAUACAUAACACAAAUAAGAUACACCGUUAUAAAGUGAAACAAUCAGGAGAUCCCGAUCGUCAGCUCUAUGUGUCAAAUUUUACAAUACUCGGUGUCGUGAGAGAGGAUCAGGGAAUAUAUCGUUGCCUGGCAGAAAACAGAGCAGGAACCAUUGUAACUGAUAUAAUGUUACAAGUGUCACAUGAAGUUGCUGAGGUGCGCAGUGAAAAUGUUGAACAACUCUUCACGAGACGAGGUUUGCUUGGAGCAGUAUCAAUAGUUCUGUUUUUGGUAUUCUUCACAUGCAGUGUGAUGUAUUAUAGAGCAAAGGAUCUUAGCUUACAAAUAUCCGAAGACGACAUUCUAGGUACAACAAAGUUAACCAAGAAUUUACACGAGAAAUUAGGGUAG
This is a messenger RNA of Penaeus monodon (black tiger shrimp), 1095 nucleotides long. RefSeq names its product leucine-rich repeat-containing protein 4B-like. The record is from RefSeq and is a predicted model, not a curated record. Lineage: Eukaryota; Metazoa; Arthropoda; Malacostraca; Decapoda; Penaeidae. The transcript has 2 exons. The coding region runs from base 1 to 1095 and encodes 364 amino acids.